UCCCUGUCUCCAAACGUCAACGUCAAAUGCCACCGCUCCAUUUUUAGGUUAUGUCUCGUGUUUAAAAAAUAAAUAUUUCAAAAUAAUGUGGAAAUCCUUAAUUAGAACAAUAACACCCCUUUCAAAAACCACAAACUGCCUGCUAUCUGCAGAAACUAGUAUUCAACAACAACUAAGGACAACUUUCAUACUCAAACGCCGCAUAAAUCCUCCUUUGAGUAAAAAAGGAGGCCCUCCGAAAAAAUUACGAACUCGAAACUACUUGUACGAACUUGUAAAAGACACAAACUGUGACAAACAAGCAAACAUAGACCUUAUUUUAACUUCUUAUGUUGACGGUUUAGGCAAUGUAGGUGAUCGAGUCUCUGUAAAGUCGUAUCAAGCGUACGACCAACUUUUGCUACCUGGAUUGGCGGUAUAUGCAACGCCUGAAAAUUUGGAAAAAUACAAAGAUGUGGAAGUGAAGGACAUGAAAGUGUAUAGUUCUUCUACAGCUCUUGGAGUGAUGCAAGUUUUGUCUAAAAUUACUUUGAGUGUGGUUAUGAAUAAAGAUUCACCAUGGACAAUUCAGCCUUGGCAUAUUAGUGCUUCAUUUCGCAAGUGUUGUUAUAUGGUUCCUGAAUAUGCAAUCAGCAUACCUGAAAAACCUAUUAAAGGGCCCAAUUUGGAUAUUGAGGGAAAAGAGUUCUAUAUUACUGUUACAAUCAAUAAAACAGAACAGUUUAAAGUUAGAUGUAGAAUUCACCACUGGAGUACUAACAUAAGAGAAAGACUACCAUAUGAGGAAGGUUUCUGGAAGGUACCUGGUGAAUUACUAUUCCCUGAAGAUGAAGAAAUAGCAAAAGCACAAUCUCAAAACAAGUAGCAAUUGUAUUAACUUAAUGUAAAAAAUUACAAUUUUUUAUUUUUAUCUGA
This is a messenger RNA of Zophobas morio, 915 nucleotides long. RefSeq names its product large ribosomal subunit protein bL9m (gene mRpL9). Gene Ontology annotation, cellular component: ribosome; mitochondrion. Gene Ontology annotation, biological process: translation. Lineage: Eukaryota; Metazoa; Arthropoda; Insecta; Coleoptera; Tenebrionidae. The coding region runs from base 86 to 865 and encodes 259 amino acids. The transcript is spliced from 4 exons. The record is from RefSeq and is a predicted model, not a curated record. Gene Ontology annotation, molecular function: structural constituent of ribosome.